Messenger RNA from Copidosoma floridanum, 1951 nucleotides. It is a transcript of the gene PIG-S, whose product is annotated as phosphatidylinositol glycan anchor biosynthesis class S. Gene Ontology annotation, cellular component: GPI-anchor transamidase complex. Lineage: Eukaryota; Metazoa; Arthropoda; Insecta; Hymenoptera; Encyrtidae. Gene Ontology annotation, biological process: attachment of GPI anchor to protein. The record is from RefSeq and is a predicted model, not a curated record.
UAACGUCAUAUCUUAGCACAAUAUCGUUUGUUAGUGUCAAAUUUUAUAAUUUUUUCCAAUUAUAUGGCAUUGCUCGUGUAAAUAGAAGCUAAGAAUGUGAAGUUAUUAAUAGUAUUUAUGAUUCUAAGUAUACGAAGGCUGUGAUAAGUCAGAAAUCAAGAUUAACCUAUAAAAUAUUUUUGACAUAUUCGGUAUGAAUUAUUAAAAAUAAUUAGUUAAGUGAUACACACAUACUGUACAAAAAUCAUGACUGACAAAGAAUCACCGGCAGUUAUUGGACACGACACUCCCACUGAUCGAAAAUGCCGAGUGUACGCGAGCAUCUCGUUCGCGGUCCUCCUGCUGGUGGUCGGCGUGCCUCUCUGGUGGGACACAACGGCCGUGCCGCGGGUCGCUCUGCCCUACGCGGGCAUCAAGGCCCUCAGCCAUCUCGACCUCCGCAUCCACGUGCAAGUCCAGCUGGGCUGCCUCGACGAGUACCGCUGCCAGCGCUUGGCCACGGAAAUUUUCAACUCACUCACGGCUUCCGGACACUCUGGAAUGUACACGGUGACGGUGUCGCACUUUGUCACGGGCAACUCGUCGAUACCCAGGGACAAGACGAUAGCCGACCUCGACAGGUCCGCCAAGAGUUUCAGCCUCACGCACGGCGACAUCCUCCUGCUGGAGUGCGCGGCCGAGGCGCUCGGUGGUAAUCUCGCGCACGUCACCUCCGGCCGCUCGAUUUACUUUUCCAGCAGAGCCGACGCGGGCAGCAUAAGCGACGUGGUGAGCCAGUGGAUGCUGCGGGAGAAGGUGCUCCUCCUCACCCGCAACGCCCUGGACAAGCCGACGGAGUACAGUCUGGACGUGGAGAACCGAAGGCGCUUCCCGGCCAGUCCCAACUACGACGUCCUCCUCAGCCUGGUCAGCCCGGAUCCCGAGCGCAUGAGGAUCGACCGCGGCUUGGCUCGCAUCGCCCAAGAUUACUUGGAGCCAUUCGUGGAGGAGCUGUCCCUGCUGGCGAACUUUUCGGUCAAGUCCCAGUGGUUGUACCUACUGCAGCUGGGUGUCGAGCCGAAACACGUCUCGGAUUCCAGCAAGUUCGGCCGGCACUUUGCCCUCACCGAGGACGUACUGCCGCAGAUCAUCACCCCCAUGGAGACCAAGCUCGCGUCUCAAGUCAGUUUGCACCCGACGAUAAAUCUGGUCACGUACGUGGUUCCCUGUAGCAACGCGCCUCUACACAUUUACACGCGCCAAGGACGCCGCGCCAACAAGGCCCGCGACUUCGAGGCUUUUCAUUCACCAAGGUGGGGAGGCAUCGUCAUAGUCAAUCCACCCGAAAAGUUUUGCGAGACGACCAAAGAGAGCGACGUUUUCACGCCCGAUCAGAAAAUGAUCCUCGAAGCGUUUAUCACGCAACUCAGGCUUCUCCUCGGUAUUACCGACAAGGAGUCGAUAGGCGGAGUGGGGCUGGCACCGUUGGAGGGUCUUAAGCCUCGUGGCUGGGAAGUCGACGACCUAUUGCGCAUCAGGUCGGUCGAGCAGCUGACUUCGGCAAAGUUGACCCUCCAGUCCCUAGCCAGGCUCUUGAAGGAGAUCAGUAACAUCGUCAUCACGGAUCAGGUUGGCGAGCGCAUCAACAGGGCGCUCACUCUCAUACAACGGUCCACGGAGCUCUUGUCCAAAGGGGAUCUCAAGAAUGGGUUUUUAGCCAGCAAGGAGGCCUUUGUUCAGUCAGAGGCUGCCUUUACCGAUCCGUCGCUGCUUGCGCUGCUCUACUUUCCUGACGAUCAGAAGUAUGCCGUGUACAUUCCGCUCUUCCUGCCGGUUAUGAUACCGGUGCUGUUUUCGUUGAAAAACAUCAAGAACUACCUAUUCUGCUCAAAUUGAUUUUUUUAUGGAUGAUUGCUAUGUUUGCUGCAGUUUUUGUAAAGCUCAAUAAAAAAAAACCUUUUUCGUAAAUACA